CGCAUGCGCUGCGGUUUGGGCGCGCCCUCUGAGGGAGCCGCGGCGCUGGAUCCUGGAGCCGGUGCUGGAUGGAAAUCAAGAAGAGGCUGUCCUUGAAUGCUGCCCUCCAUGAAAUGCCAAAGAGGAGUGUGGAAGCAAAUUAGCACACUUAUGUGUACGGACACACUUGUGUUGAAGAGAAACAUCUCUGUGGAGAUAAAUAGGCUUUAGUUACUUCAGUUACAGUAGCCAUACAUAGUACAAGCCAAAUGGGAAGAUUUUCUAGCAAGAUUUGGAACUGGACUUUUUUAUUCUAUACCCUUCGUCUUUCCUGAUUGUCUCUUCCAGGUUUCUCCAAUUUUUUUUAAUCUACUGGUCUUAUAGGCCAGCUAUUUAUUUUAGACUAUUUUUUAUUUGGUCUGUCACCUGCUAGGUUAGGUGUCAGACACUUGCUAUCGCCUGAAUGGACAGGGACACUUUUGCUUACUCCACUAAGUUUUUUCGCGAUUAUAGCGGCUCAUCUCGGGGCGCAACAUGCCAACCCCACGAACAUGUUGACUACAUCGAAAAGCCAGAAACGUUCACUUAUGCAGACUUUUUCAAAGAUUACUUGAUCCCGAAUGACCCCUGUGUUUUCUCCGCAAAGUUCACCGAGGGCUGGGGCAGCAGGAGGAAGUGGGUGACUCCAGAUGGAAAGCCCAACUUUGAGUAUCUUCUACGAUCAUUUGGGGAGGCUGUAGUACCUGUUGCCAACUGUGAUGUCAAGGAAUACAAUUCUAACCCAAAGGAACACCUUAAACUCAAGGAGUACAUAAGUUAUUGGAAAGAACACAUUAAAAAAAGCUAUCGAUCACCCCGGGGGUGCCUUUACCUCAAGGAUUGGCACCUGCACAGGGCUUUCUCAGAUCAAGAUGUUUACACCACCCCCAUCUAUUUCUCAUCUGACUGGCUGAAUGAAUACUGGGAUGCCAUAGCGGUGGAUGACUAUCGUUUUGUCUACAUGGGACCUAAAGGCUCAUGGACUCCAUUUCAUGCAGACGUCUUCCGCUCCUACAGCUGGUCAGCCAAUAUCUGUGGGAAAAAGAAAUGGCUUGUCUUCCCCCCGGGACAAGAGGAGUACCUACGAGAUCGCCAUGGUCACUUGCCCUUUGACAUCACUGCACCUGACCUGAAGAAGAGCAACCUUUACCCACGCUAUGCCCAAAGCAGUCCCCCUGUUGAAAUCAUACAGGAAGCAGGAGAGAUUGUUUUCAUCCCGAGUGGGUGGCACCAUCAGGUUUACAAUCUGGAAGAUACCAUCUCCAUCAACCACAACUGGGUGAACGGGUGCAAUGUAGCCAUCAUGUGGAGCUUCCUCCAGGACGAACUAGCUGCUGUCCAGCGGGAGAUCAGAGAAUGGAGAGACAGCAUGGAAGAUUGGCACUUGCAAUGCCAGGUAUUGAUGAAGUCUUACACAGGCAUAGACUACAAGGAGUUCUACAACUUCCUCAAAAUCAUUGCAGAAAACCGGAUCUAUGUCCUCGAAAACCACCAUUCUGAAGAAGAUGCCUCGAAGCAUUCGUACAGAGCUGCUAUCUCCGGCUUGGGAAUGCUGCAUGCAGUCUUUGAUUUGAAAAGGACUGCAAAGGUCUUGAGCUCCCUGAACGCCAAUGAAGAAUUCAAGAAACUGAACCCCGAGAGCCUUUCCCCUCCUCCCCAGGCGCUCUUACACCGCCUGAAAGCAGCAAUUGAUACAGCACUCCUCUAGUUUCCCGUUUUAUUUUGACCAGUUGCAAAAAAUGCUGCUUUUGCAAGCUGGCUGCAUGCUGAUAAGUUCACUCCAAACCACCCCAUUUAGAAGUCUUAAGCACAGUGAAUUUCAGUAGUGAAUGGGGAACAUAACUGUGUAGGAAACAGGCAGAUGAAAAAAGGAAAGCAUCUCCCUAGUAAGACUCAGGGAGAUACUGAUCCAUUUGCUCACUGAGAUCUAGCCACAUGAUGAAUGACUAUUUGCAUUGGCCAUUCUAAGCUAAGUCCUUUGAGCUGCAAUCUAUACAACUUAACUAGGGGUAAGGCCCUGAACACAGUGGAACAUAUUUCUGAAUAACCGUGCAUAGGGUUGUGCCAUGCAUUUCAGAUUAGGACUGGGGGUGGGGUGGGUG
Messenger RNA from Elgaria multicarinata webbii, 2120 nucleotides. It is a transcript of the gene JMJD4, whose product is annotated as jumonji domain containing 4. Gene Ontology annotation, cellular component: cytoplasm; nucleus. Gene Ontology annotation, molecular function: 2-oxoglutarate-dependent dioxygenase activity; sequence-specific DNA binding. The transcript has 7 exons. The record is from RefSeq and is a predicted model, not a curated record. Gene Ontology annotation, biological process: positive regulation of translational termination; protein hydroxylation. Lineage: Eukaryota; Metazoa; Chordata; Lepidosauria; Squamata; Anguidae. The coding region runs from base 443 to 1726 and encodes 427 amino acids.